AGACAGCAGGUAUCGCAAUCGGGUCAGACUGCAGAUAUGAACACCGCAGGUGGAGGCGCGACUGAUGCGCCCGCUGCAGAAGGAUCAGAAAUUCAGACUGGGAACGUGACAGGUAAGCUACAUUAAUUUUCAGUAUUGUUCGAAGUAUUGUCGGGAAACUGUUCUGCAUUGUAAAUUGGCCAGGGCAGAAUGGCCAGAGCACAAAGGUCAUCCUUAUCUGAUUCGGUAUCGACAAUGUCAUAUCGCUCCGAGUCGUAUUCUCCUACAGGUUCUGCGACAAGCGAUCUUUGCACCCCGCUUAGCCAUCAUAAAAAGAGAUUGAUUCUAAUAUUCAAAGUUGGCUCGCGCGAACCUUCAACAGCGACCCCGGUAGUGAUAUCAGACAAUCCGCUCGAUGCUCCUGAUGGGCCCCGCCCCGAAGCAGAAGACACAGACGCUGCACAAGAUGAAGAGAUGGGAGGCGUCGGCGAUGAUGUCAAGAAAGAAGGAGAUGCUACUCAGGACGGAGCUGAGGGCGCCGAUAGUACUGGGGACAAUCAGGCAUCUGCGAAAGCAGCUCUUGAGUCAAGUGCUCGCAACCACUUGAUCGCGCAAACACAUUCCAUCAUCCUCCCGAGUUACAGCAGUUGGUUUGACAUGAACAAAAUUCACAAGAUCGAGACGAAAUCGUUAUGGGAAUUCUUCAACGGAAAAGUGCGCAGCAAAACGCCCGCUGUCUACAAGGAUUAUCGAGACUUCAUGGUCAAUACAUACCGACUAAACCCCGCGGAAUACCUUACCGUCACAGCUUGUAGAAGAAACUUAGCAGGAGACGUCUGUGCCAUCAUGCGCGUCCACGCAUUCCUAGAACAAUGGGGACUGAUCAACUACCAGGUCGAUCCUGAGACACGACCAUCAAACAUCGGACCUCCAUUUACUGGCCACUUUAAGGUUACUGUGGACACACCAAGAGGUUUGCAACCACACCAACCCGCGCCGCAAAUAGUCACUACGCAGGGGAAACCACAUGCUGGUACAGAAAGACUAGCCAGCGCUGCCCCAUCUUCGAAGUCAGAUCUCAAUUUGGAGAUCCGACGGAAUAUCUACGAGUCAAACGGCAAGGAGGUUACUCCUGCCGAGGGCAAAGAAGGAGAUGCCAAUGGCGAAAGCUCCGAAACAAAUGGCGCGAAGUCACUAGCCGACACGCUGAAAGAAGCCGGUAAACAAUACAACUGCUACACUUGCGGUAUUGACUGCACGAAAGUGCGUUAUCACAAUACCAAGUCGGUUCCACAUUCGGCGACAGGAAAAACUGCUCAAAUGAUGAAGUACGACCUUUGUCCAACGUGUUUCCUCGAGGGGCGCUUCCCAGCCUCGACGAAUGCUGUUGACUAUACCAAGCUCGAAAACGACAAAUACUCGGCCAUCCCUGAUCGCGAUGCGCCUUGGACCGACGCCGAAACUCUCCUUUUACUGGAAGGUCUUGAACUAUUUGAUGAAGACUGGAACCAGAUUUCUGAACACGUCGGCAGCAGGACGAGAGAAGAAUGUGUGCUCAAAUUUCUCCAACUCGAGAUCGAAGACCCCUAUUUGGAAGGCGAACCGACUCCGAACGGAGCGGAUGCAAACCUUGGAAGCCUGUCAUACUUGAGCAAUGGACGCGUGCCUUUCUCUCAAGCUGACAACCCGGUCAUGUCUGUGGUUGGAUUCUUAGCAGGUCUUGCUGAUCCAUCAGUUGCAGCUGCAGCCGCUGGGAAGACUGUAGAAGAAAUGCGCCGCGUUCUUCGAGAGAAGAUCGAGAAGACGCCCGGCGCAAGGUCAGACAAGGAGAAAGAGAAAGCUCCUGCCGCAGAGCUCAAGAAUGAAGAUAGCAUGGACAUUGACGUUGCGCCAGCUGUGCAAGCACCUUCGGAUAAGCCUGCAUCGAUUCCGAACACGGUCUUUGCCCUGACUGCUGCCCGCGCAACCGCUCUUGCCUCACACGAGGAGCGUGAGAUCACCCGCCUCGUCUCCACCGCUGUCAACACCCAGCUUCAGAAACUCGAGCUCAAGCUUAGUCAAUUUUCCGAGCUCGAGUCCCUUCUCUCUGCCGAUCGCCGCGAUCUGGAACGCCGUCGCCAACAGCUCUUCCUCGACAGACUUGCAUUCCAGAAGCGUUCACAUGGCCUCGAAGACGCGCUCCGAAAGGCUUCGCAGAUGUCGGAUCCAAGUGAGGGCAUGAAGGCUGUCACCGCGGCCAUGGGGCAAUUUGGCAUCGCUGGUCGAGGCGACGGCAUGGGCGUCAAGCGCGUACCUACGGAGCCAAAAGAAGAUGCUAUCAAGCCCCUGAACGCGAGCGACCCGGGAUACAAGGCUCUGGAGAUUUAGCUAAGGUACAAAGUGAAACCACAAACAAAGGGAAAAAAAAUUUAGAAUCUGAGUUUCAUCUGCUGCAUGACUGGUUUAUCUGUUCGCUUUUGGGCGGCGGUUACCCUGCCUUGGUGUUUGAGGAGAAAUAAUGGCUGUCAACAGUAUAUCUGGACGGACUCUUA
Messenger RNA from Pseudovirgaria hyperparasitica, 2510 nucleotides. RefSeq names its product SWIRM-domain-containing protein. Gene Ontology annotation, molecular function: DNA binding; histone binding. Gene Ontology annotation, cellular component: SWI/SNF complex. The coding region runs from base 190 to 2346 and encodes 718 amino acids. Gene Ontology annotation, biological process: positive regulation of DNA-templated transcription. Lineage: Eukaryota; Fungi; Ascomycota; Dothideomycetes; Acrospermales; Acrospermaceae. The transcript is spliced from 2 exons. The record is from RefSeq and is a predicted model, not a curated record.